This is a messenger RNA of Acipenser ruthenus (sterlet), 5050 nucleotides long. RefSeq names its product ankyrin repeat domain-containing protein 31-like. The coding region runs from base 40 to 4950 and encodes 1636 amino acids. The transcript is spliced from 12 exons. NCBI's taxonomy places the organism in Eukaryota, Metazoa, Chordata, Actinopteri, Acipenseriformes, Acipenseridae. The record is from RefSeq and is a predicted model, not a curated record. Gene Ontology annotation, molecular function: protein binding.
CUACAUCAAGCAUGCUACCAUGGAUUUACGGAGGUGAUCAUGGAAUUGCUAGAAGCUGGAGCUGAUGUUAACAUCAGAGGUCGAGACAGAGAACUGCCCCUUCAUUUAGCUGUUUCUGGUUCUAAUUACGAGGCAGUCAAGCUUCUUCUCGAGUAUGGUUCUAACCCUUGUGUCAAGGAUGGAUUUGGGAAAAGUGCCUUAGACCUGGCCACUGAUGAUAGAAUCAAAGAAAUACUUCUCUUGUACUGGGAUUCUGAAGAAGAAACAAUAGCUGAAAGAGUGAAAAGCUCAAGGCGGAAAAAUGGUGCAACUGAUUUAGGACCCAUUCAGCCCAAAAGGAGAAAGAAAAGUUCAAGAGGAAAGGCAAAUGAGACUCCCUGCAAUUUCUACAUGGUAUGCAAGAUAACUGAACCUGCAGAUAGUCUAUGUGAAGCAAGAAACCAAUGUGAAGAAGGAAAAUCAGAGGCUGUGCAAACUGUACAGAAUAAUGACAGCCAUGAUUUACUACAACUUCCAGCAGGUAGCAAUGGAGUGAAGUACAGGGAGAAGAUUGAAGCAGAGGAGGCUCAACAAGACCUGCAAAUGGAAGAUGGAGUCAGAAACGACUGUAGUAUUGUCUUAAAUCCAGCAGAUGAUAAUGUAUCCAUUGAGUCAAAGAACAAAUUAAGAAGAAAUGAUAAUCCCUGUGCUUUCUUUGGGGAAUGUGAGAUAAUCGAAGCUGAAAAUAAUUUGUGGGAGGAAGAAAGAAAGACAGUACAGACUAGUAAUUCCUCUGCAGACUUACUGCAACCUGCAGGAGAUGGUAAUAAAGUAAUUGCGUUUGGAAGAUCAACACUAAUCCAGCACAAAAAUUCAGGUCCUGACUCUGCUUUGAAGGGCAGAGAGGUAGCGGGUACUCAUAACGAAAUUCCAAUGCAAGUUGAUAAAAAGGAGUUAAUCAUUUCCUGUACUUCUGCAGUUAGUAGUGGAUCUAAUGUCCUUGAAGAAUUGACAGAAUGUACAAACCCAAGUUCAAAAGAUAUGACUAAAUGGGGAGCGGAAACAGUGCUUGAAAACAUUGAUGAGAGCAACAUUUCAUUGAAUGUGUCUCGCCAAAAUAGGACUGGAUUUAACAAAAUUCAAGCAUGUGUGUCAGUCUAUGAGGGAUCAACUGUGGCUGAAUCUGAAAAGUUCAGUGAUAGUAGCACACCGUCUUUGUUAAUGGAAGCUGAAGUGAAUCAAAGUGAAUGCAGCAUUCCAUUGCCUGCUACCCAAAUUAAUAGCAAUGCUUUACUGGGUAUUCCCGAGGCUUUUUCUGCCUCAGACUGCAGUGAAAGAGAUAGCUUCAGUGUUCUAGAGAGGGUAUCAGACUUAAAGGAGCUAAAUUGCGAUCCUCAGUCUACGUUUAGUUCGGAGAAGGUGGGAUCCAUCCAACAGUGUUCUCCAAAACAAAGCAAUGGAACCAGCAGCAACAGAAAGGAGAUACAGGAGGAGGAUGCUCAACUUAAUGUAAGUGACUACAGCACUUCAUCCUCUUGUGCACAAAUAAGCAGCAACGAAUAUAUUCAGCAUGGAAACAACAGACAGUCCCCAAUGAAUGAAGAAAGUGAAAGACCCACAACCAAAUCAACGUCCAUUCAAGGACAGAGUAUGGAAAGUCAUCACCCAGAUAAUAUUUUCCAAACCACUAUAAUUAAAGAGAGCAGUAAAACAGAUGUAUUGGGUUCAGUAGGGGAGGAGUCAAACUUAAUGAAGUUGAAUGGUAAUCCUCAGCCUACUCUUAAUUUGGAGAAGGCUGAGUUCAGUCAGCAGUGCUCUCCAGAGAUAAGCAACAUGUGCAGAAUUAAGGAUAAGGAACUAAGCGAGGAAGCCAGUGGCACUAGCAAACAGGAGCUAGCAAUGUUAAAAAUGUUACCAACGUGUACAAGCAUGGCCACAAAAGAGCAAGGAUCAGAAUUAGAAACUAAAAUCAUCUUGCAAAGUAAAAUGCAAACUGCCAAUGUGGUGCCAGAAAGCAGAAUGGAUUCAAUAGAAUGUGUAGAUCAGCUAUGUGUGAAAACUGGCAAUACCAGUGGUUGUGAAAGCAACAUCAGAGUAGAUUUGGUCAAUCAAAAACAAUGCAGUAGCGCUCAGUCAGAAAACUUGGGGGUCACAAAUGUUAACAAAAUGCACACUGAAGAGGUAUCAAGGGUUGAAACCAACACUGAUAUCAUUGGAGAUGUGUGUGUAAGUGAUGCUGGUAAGAGGCAAGACAAUGUUGUACUGGGUCUUAAAAUUGAUGGAAACAUGUUAACAUCAAACAGUAGUUGUGUAAGUAAUAAUAAACUGCAAGCCACACCUGUAGCUGUUGAGGCCAGCACAUCAGGGCCAGAAGAAGGUAAAGAAGAAAGAAACAGCACAACUGAUUCAGAUUGCACAGUGAUUUCAGAGUUUGACCCUGCUGAUGUUGAGAAUCCUGAUAUCAUGGAAGCUGUGGCAAAGAAAACAAGCCGUCUUCAACAGCAAGUAAAUCCUGCUUUUGGCAAUGCUGCAAAAAACAUAGGCAGUUCAGCUGUCAAUGAAGAAAAUGAUGAAAGAAAAAUUACAAAUAAGGAAACAGUUCCAGACCAAAGGGAAAAUCACUCAAAGCCAAAAGAACUAUCCAAAGCAGAUGACAAGGAAUCUGUUUCAGCAGAUGAAAUAUUGUAUGACAAACCAGAAGAUACAAGGGUUCCAUGUACUUCAGGAGCCAGCAAACAGUUCCCAGCUUCUUUACCUGUGCCCAUCAGCAGUGUUCACAAGAGAAAUUCAAUGGGAGAAACUCGACUGCACCUGGCUGCCAAGAAGGGGGACUUGUCUUUGACUAGAUCCUUAAUAGAGGCUGGAGUGAAGGUUAACCAAGCAGAUUAUGCAGGGUGGACAGCUCUGCAUGAAGCAAGUUUCAGGGGAUUUACGGCUGUGAUGAAGGAACUACUGAAAGCUGGAGCUGAUGUUAACAUAAGAGGGCUAGAGAGUGUCUUACCGAUACAUGAUGCAGUUUCCGCCUGUCACUAUGAGGCCGUGAAGCUGCUUCUCCAGUAUGGUGCUAAUCCGCAUGAUAAGGAUGGAGUUGGAAAAUGUGCCCUGGACCAGGCCAAAGAUGAUAAGAUCAAAGAACUGCUUCUGCCCUUCUCUGCUUCUUCGGCAAUAUAUGUUGAGAAGUCUCCAAUAGCAACUGUCUUAGAAACUGAAACAAGGGUGAGAAAGGCACCUGUGAAAUGUGUCUGUUGUAAAAGUGAUAAGAAGCCCCAUAGAACUCAAUUUGUGAAGGAUGGAGAUAGCCACUGUACAGAUGAAACCAUUACAACACUUUUAGAUGAUGUAGAAGACAAACAGAAGAAAAUGUCACAAUGGGAAUUUAAGGAACUGGAAGAUACAGGCAAGUACCGUGAACAAUUUUUGCAGAUGCAAGUUGUUCUAAAUGAAGUGCUUAUCAAGCAAAAAGCAGAAAAGGAUGAUCUUGCAAAAAAGUACAGGAUAUCAUCAGAUUCAUUCAAGCAAGGAAUUUUAAGACAGCGUCUGACAUCACUGGCCAACCGACAAAAAAGGCUUUUAAAGGUGCUGCAGAAACAGGAUGAACUAAAGCAGAACAUACAGACCCAAAGAAACACCCUUUUUAAUAUGCAGAGUAACAUAACCCAAACCAUACGCAUAACCCAAGCCAGUGAAAAUGCAACUGUAACAGAUAUUACUGCCGGCUGCCACCAAGAUCCUAUUGUAUUGAAAGGAAGAGUGGAGGGAGCAAGAAGUCUUGUAGAGGUUGCCUCUGAGGAGACUGCUUCUACAAGCACAGCCUCUAGUCCUCAUCAGGACAGGACGCACAUCCUGGAGGGCCAUUGCUUUUCAAUGCCAUCUAGCCCAGACUCUGGAUCACAGGCCUCAAGUGAGUUAGCAGAAACCUUAUCUUCAGCAAGCAGUGAAACAGCUACUCAUGGAAUAAAAUCAUACCAUGCAACUGAUUGUGACAUUGCUGGGUCUGAACCCAGCUGCAUAUCAAGACCACCGUUUUCUGCUGAUUUUAUCAGUAGACACUUACAAAUUGAGCACUCAUACUCCAAAUUCAAUUCUCAGACAACUUUGUCUGAACAUAUCACAAGCUCAUCUGAUCAGAAAAAAAAUAAAAGUAUCAAUAACAACCAAUACAGACCAAAUAUACAAACAACCCUACAAAAUACAAGGGAAGACAACAGUAACAUUCAUGAUAUGCCUCUGUCCAGUUAUUCUCAGGAGAAAGCUCAAGCAGGCUUAAUUUGUCAAGGAGGUAGUCAACAAAGCAGACCACAGUCCAGCACAGCAGUUCCAGUUGUACUACAAACUGCUACUGAGAAUAAUAUUAGUCAGAAAAGCACUGCACAUAUACAAGUUAUUCAGUCUUUAGUCCAGGAUCAGGGUGCUAGCAAGAGUAAUACCAGUCAACCAGAUACCCCGCUGCAGCAAGGAGACACAGAGGAAGAAAAAAGGAAAAAACAACAGUUAAUUAAUCUUAUCAGACUCGGAGUCAUCAAGCCUGGGGAAGACGUUUUACAAGUUAACCUACAGGGCUCUUGUUAUAAAGCUGCACUUCUGCAUGAUGGAAGCAUUAAGGUUGGCAAUGGAAGUGUCUUUCACAGUCCUGUGCAAUGGAUUAAAACACUUCUUGGCAAUGACAUCCCUUUCAGCUCAACAUUUGCAUGGAGCAAGGUUACUUACAAAGGAAAGGAACUAUCAAAGUAUUUUAGUAUUGUAGAUCCAGUGAUUACAACAGAAAAGGCUCUUCCAUCCUUACAGCCAAAAACAAUGUCGGCACCUUUGCCUAAACCAGCUGUCUGUGCAGAAACAGCUUUUCAGACGAACACCAGCAAUUUCCUGGAACUUAAUGAGAUUCUCUUAAUAAGUAAUGAUGAGUUCCUCCCAUGCCACAUUAUGGAUCGACAUUGGAUUCUCUUUAUGGAAUGUGAGGACUUUGCUUUCUAACAGAGUUCAUUUCAUUUCCGCUUAAGUGAUUGAUUGUAAGAAUACAGUGGAGGGGGUUGUUUAUGUUUAGUUACAUUUUGCAUUGCCUGGAGACUGUACA